AUGGCAUCAAGCCCCGAGGAGGUCAUCACAACGUCGGCAGCAACCGAGGAGGAAGCGGUCCCGGAGACGGUCGUGGUCGAGGUCGAGGCUGCAGCCCCAGCGCCAGCCCGGUCCCGGGCGUCCAAGCCGCGGGUGCCCGCCACGGCGCUGCCCGCGCUGUCGCAGUACAACCGCCUGGACGAGACGGACCUGGUGGAGGCCAAGAAGCUGGGCCUGCUGCGCGAGCACCUGCCCGUGAGUCUGGACUCGGGCGCGCCCGAGUUCGGCAUCGCGUACGAGAAGAAGGGCGGCACCAAGGAGGCGGGAUGCGGCGCCGACGUGUUCGGCAGCCAGAAGUCGCUGCAGGAGCGCUGCAAGCAGUUCGCCAUGCAGCGCGGCUUCCAGCUCUUCGUGUCGGGCUCGAGCACGCGCGCCAACGGCGGCGGCAACGUCAAGUACCGCUGCAAGAAGCUGCACGGCCAGCAGUUCUUCGACCCGGAGACGCCCACCGCCAAGCUGCAGUGUCCGUUCUACAUCAACGGCUACGGCAAGGACACCAACUGGAAGAUCACGCGCGCGUGCUUCCUGCACAACCACUACAAGUUCAUCGGCUGGCGCGCGGCACCCCCG
Messenger RNA from Phytophthora sojae, 609 nucleotides. RefSeq lists its product as hypothetical. The record is from RefSeq and is a predicted model, not a curated record. The annotation marks the transcript as partial. The transcript has a single exon. NCBI's taxonomy places the organism in Eukaryota, Oomycota, Peronosporomycetes, Peronosporales, Peronosporaceae.